This is a messenger RNA of Suillus plorans, 572 nucleotides long. RefSeq names its product transmembrane proteins 14C-domain-containing protein. The record is from RefSeq and is a predicted model, not a curated record. Gene Ontology annotation, cellular component: membrane. The transcript is spliced from 4 exons. NCBI's taxonomy places the organism in Eukaryota, Fungi, Basidiomycota, Agaricomycetes, Boletales, Suillaceae. Bases 126 to 434 code for a protein of 102 amino acids.
UCCAUAAGUACUUAAUGAUGCCAUGGGCCUAUGCGGGGUAAAGUGUUGUAGUUGCGAAUUCCACGACUUCAAAACCACCUUACUUCCAACCUCGUAUUAUUUUCUUCGCUUUACAGUUUUGCACAAUGUCUGCCUACCCUGCAUACACCAUGGGCGGUCUCUGUAUCGUCGGCGGCAUCACUGGGUAUGCAAGAACUCGUUCGGUUCCUUCGCUCGUUGCUGGUAUCGGUGUGGGUCUUUUGUUCCUGUGGAGUGCAGAAGUCAUCAGGAAAGGCGCGCCAAAUGGGUUGGAGGUCGCCUUAGGUGCUUCGGCCCUGCUACUGCUCUCAUCUCUUCCGCGUAUUACCAAGGGCCCGGUACCCCUUGUGCUCGCUGCAACGAGUAGUGCUGCGGGUGUAUACUAUGGCACGAAGGUGUACAACUUGCGCAACUAGCCCAUUUCCUUGUACUAGUAUCUAUUUGCGGUCUUCGCUCAAUUAUCAUCGCGUUUCCUACUUCAUAUAAGUCUUAGGAUGCUCAGUCAGCUCUGCACAAUGCUCAGCUGACAUGUCAUAGCACAGCCACUAACUUAC